AGGUUUUAAAUUAUACUAAUCAGAAUGUGAUAACGUCAAGGCGCUCUUAAUUAUAUUACAUACAAAUAUGUGAUAGCUGGAUUGAGUGGAUGUUUUUUAUGUACAAAGUGCUAGUGAAUUUGAUUUAAGUAAAUAUGAUAGAAUUCAUUUUAUUAUUAAGUAUAUUUUCGGCGUCAUGCACCGCCGAACUUGUAGAAUCCUUCGUGGAACCACCCCUACGGGUGGAUUUAGCGGCAUUAGAGGAUUUUAAAACUCUUACUGCAAGGAAUGCAUUAGUAUAUCAAUCUUGGAUCCAAAUGCCGCUUGAUCAUUUCGAUCCACAAAAUACUGAUACAUUUUUAAUGCGUUACAUGUUCAAUGAAGAAUUCUUUGGUGGCGAUGGAUCUCCGAUAUUUAUAAUGUUUGGCGGCGAAUGGGAUAUUACCCCUGGUUGGCUGACGACUGGCAACAUGUAUGAAAUGGCUAGAGAAAAUAAUGGUUAUCAAAUCUAUACAGAACACCGUUACUAUGGACAAUCUCUGCCAUUCCGAGAAUUUACAACAGAAAAUUUAAGGUUCUUAAACAUCGACCAAGCGUUAGCUGAUCUUGCCUACUUUAUAUUAGAUCUCAAAAGGCAACCUCGAUUUGCCAACAGUAAAAUUGUUGCAUACGGUGGUUCCUAUGCAGCGAACAUGGUUUUAUGGUUCAAAAAACGCUACCCUCAUCUAGUAGAAGGUGGUGUAGCAUCUAGUGGACCUAUUUUAGCUCAAGUUGACUUUCAAGGAUAUUUGGAAGUAGUUCAUGAAGCCUUUCUACUUGAAGGCGGAGAACAAUGCAUAAAUACAAUCGAUGAAGGUAUAAAGGCUACUAUUGCUGCGAUGGAGACUGAGGAAGGCAGAAGAGAAUUAGAAGCAGCUUACAGAUUAUGUACAUCUCUCAAUUACGACAAUAGGCUUGAUUUGGGAUAUUUCGGCGGCCUUAUCUCCUGGUCGUUUUCGGGAGCUGUACAAACUGCUAGACCUGGCACUUUACUAAAUAUCUGCAAUAACUUUGCUACCGAUAUAUAUGGACAAACGCCGAUGCAAAAAGUUGGUGGAUUUAUAGCACAACACCAAAAUUUGGCUAGCAAUUCCUGCUGGAGUAUGGGUUUUCAGGCACUGAUUAAUACCUACUCUUUUGUGGGAAAUUCGCGUGCUUGGUACUAUCAAACAUGUACGGAGUAUGGAUUUUACCAGACCGCCCCACGAAGCGGUACCGUAUUUGACGCAUUAGUUUGGCUCGAUGUCCCGUUCUACGUUGAAGUGUGUAAACAAGCAUUCACAGAAAAAUUUGACGAAGCGUUUGUCUACGACGCUGCAGAUCGAGUAAAUUUGAUCUACGGCGGAUUGCAACCAGUCGUCAAUAACACUAUAAACAUUCACGGCUAUAUCGACCCCUGGCGCGCAUUAGGAGUGUAUGACAGUGACCUGCAGGAAAGUUCCCCAACCUUCACAGUUUCAAGGGCCUCACAUUGUUUCGAUAUGCGGCCGUGGGCGGAUUCAGACACAAUAAGGAUGACACAAGUGCAACAAAGAGCAAGAAGAAUAGUGGCCAGCUGGCUUCAAUAAACACACGCUUAAUUAUAUGU
Manduca sexta (tobacco hornworm) is the source of this 1606-nucleotide messenger RNA. Its product is annotated as putative serine protease K12H4.7. The record is from RefSeq and is a predicted model, not a curated record. Gene Ontology annotation, biological process: proteolysis. The transcript has 10 exons. Lineage: Eukaryota; Metazoa; Arthropoda; Insecta; Lepidoptera; Sphingidae. Bases 135 to 1586 code for a protein of 483 amino acids. Gene Ontology annotation, molecular function: serine-type exopeptidase activity; dipeptidyl-peptidase activity.